Molecule: messenger RNA, 237 nt
Organism: Heterostelium album PN500
Lineage: Eukaryota; Evosea; Eumycetozoa; Acytosteliales; Acytosteliaceae
Exons: 1
Coding region: 1-237 (78 amino acids)
Source: RefSeq, a predicted model, not a curated record
AUGUUCCUCAGAAAUGAUCACCAAACAAUAUCAACAAACGAUCGAUCCGCACAUUCAAGUGUUGGUCCAAACAAAACUAAAUUCAUCAACAAGAAGUCGAAUAUUGGUACUUCAAGUACCGUACUUGCUCCAUCUGCAAGAAGGGAAACCAUCUUCCAAAUGAAUGCUUCAUUUUGUAAAUUCAUAGACAUCAAUCCAGCCACUGGCCAAAGAAAGCAAGCUGAUAGUGUUGAAUAA